This is a messenger RNA of Sardina pilchardus (European sardine), 2694 nucleotides long. Its product is annotated as chemokine XC receptor 1-like. Gene Ontology annotation, cellular component: membrane; external side of plasma membrane. The transcript is spliced from 2 exons. Gene Ontology annotation, biological process: calcium-mediated signaling; G protein-coupled receptor signaling pathway; immune response. The record is from RefSeq and is a predicted model, not a curated record. The coding region runs from base 149 to 1153 and encodes 334 amino acids. Lineage: Eukaryota; Metazoa; Chordata; Actinopteri; Clupeiformes; Clupeidae. Gene Ontology annotation, molecular function: C-C chemokine binding; C-C chemokine receptor activity.
GCUGAAGACCAACAGAGCAACUGAAGGUGGCGCUACAUGAAAUGAAUGGUUAUGGAAUGGGUUGACAUGGCCCCUUAAGACCAACAUACACAAAAAAGGUCGUCCUCCUAGAUCAACUAUCCUCUGCAACAUCCGUCUACUGUGAUCAAUGGAAAUAAUAGAAUUUAAUGGAACUCUGACAACUGUUGACUACUACUCUGAUGGUUACGGAUCAUACUAUGAUGAGCCAGUGUCGCCUGAAGAGGAUGUGCAGGAUGACUUCCAUGGGAUUUUCUCCGCCAUCUGCUACAGCCUGAUCUUCUGCGUCAGCCUGGCUGGGAACAGCUUCCUGCUCUGGAUCCUUCUGCGGCAGGAGGACCUGAGGCAGACGUCCAGCCUGCUGCUGCUGCACCUCACGGGGUCCGACCUCGUCUUCACCAUGCCGCUUCCAAUCUGGGCAGCGUAUCACAUCCACGGCUGGGUGAUGGGCGAGGUGGCAUGCAGGCUUCUGAGUGGCGUACUUUUCCUGGGCUUCUACAGCUACAUAGCCUUCCUCACAGCCAUGACUGUGCACCGGUACAGGGCAGUCGUGCACGCCGUCACAGCGUCCUCCUUCAAGCCCAAUGUUCACCUUCUGAGUGGCGGCCUGUGGGUCCUCUGUUUGGCCUUCAGCAUACCAGAGAUGGUGUUCUCAGGGACAAAGGAUGGAGGUGACUUUGUGGACUGCAGCCAGACCUACGGAUCAUACAUGCCAGAGUAUCUCAUUUAUGACAUCCAGGUUCCAAUUUUCUUCUUGUUGCCAUUUGCUGUCAUGACGUUUUGCUACUUGCGGAUAUGGUUUCGCAUUCGUAAAUGCAGGAUGAAGAAGAAGAACCAGGCAGUGAGGCUGAUCUUCAUCAUUGUGGUGGGCUUCUUUGUCUGCUGGGCACCGUACAACAUAAUCCUCUUCCUCCACUCACUGAACCUCCAUGGCCUGAUUCCUGCCGAACUCACACAGUCAGUCACCUUUGACUAUGCCUACACUGUGUUCCACACCCUGGCCUACGCCCACUGUUGCCUCAGCCCCCUCACCCACAUCUUGGGUGCGGGAAAGUUCAGAGAACGUGUCUCUGUUGGCGUCCGGCGGCUGUCCGUUAGAGACAGGUCCCAGACUUUCAGCGCACACAACCAUUAAACUGAACUGUCAAGGUCUGGACAAACCUACAUUCCGUCAUCCCGCUCCAUUGGUCUACUUGUCUCACCCCAAGUUGAUGUUGCACUAUUGAAUGUUAGAUCAAUAACUACCAAGUGCUUUUUAAAUGACAUUAUUAUGCCCCAUCACCUGGACUUUUUAUUUGUGACUGAGAGACAUGACCUUUUGUCAUUGUUGAUAUCUGCCCUCCCCAUUUCUAUUCUUUAAGCUCCCCAAGGUCUUUUGUUCAUGGUCAUCUUCAAUGACUGUUUCAAAUGUUGAUAAAUACCUGUGUCUUGAGGUGCAGCUUCUGUUGAUUAAUGUGCCUGCUUCUGUCCUAUGUAGGCUACUGUAUGUAUGCUCUGGUGUACAAGUCUUGUGAAGUCUUUUAAUUUAACUCACCUCUACCCCUCCCUCCAUUCUAUAAACUCCCACAGCUGCUAUUUUCUCCAAGUCUUUCAACAAGACCUCUCAACUCCCUGACUAACUGAGUCCACCCACACACACACCAAAAAGGAUCAACUUGAAGUAAAACUGAAGGGAUUUUAUUUGGUUCCUCCAGUAUUGUCAAUAGCUCAAUCAGCGCACCAGGCCCCCUGUCUUCAAAUCUGCACAAUGUUAAAUAUCUUGGUGUCCAGGUUGAUAUCUCUCUGAAUCAAACAGGUGAGCAGUGUGGUGAAGGGCAGCUUUUAUCUAUAGCUGAACUUGAAACAUUUUUUUUCUUUUUAUCUCACAACGAUCUGGACACCAUUAUCCAUGCUUUUAUCACAUCCCGCCUUUAUAACUCCCUAUUCAUUGGUCAGACAAACUUAAAAGCUUCUUUUGGUUCAAAGAUUUGGCUCCAAUAUGAAGAGAUAGAGAGAGGGGGAUGAAGGAAGAAAGAGCUGAAGAGACGGAGAGAGGGAUGUGAGCGUUUAGAAAUUAAUAUCUAUUAUUAAUAUAUAUUAAUAGCUGUGUUAUAACCUGUGUUGUUCAGACCUCACCCGAGCCAACUCCACAGUUAGUACGAGGGGGCUGGUAGUGUCAGAGCCAGGCUAUUUCAAGAGAAAAUAUUUUAGAGAUAGUGUUUUUCACACAUACACAUCACACAUGUCUGAAUGUUGCAUGUUUGAAAGGGGCUGUAGUCUUAAAGAUGCCAAAGGUAAGAUGUUUCUGAUCAUAUUCACUGAAACCGAUCCGCACUUCUACCCCCACCUAGCCUGUUAUUGUUAUGCAAAAAUCCACCGCUUCCGGUUCUUCUGGUCCAAUAAGGGCAGGGCUAUGUGAUCAUUGUGUGGAUUUCAUUUUCUUUCAAUGAAACCUCAAGAGCUCUCAAAACACGUAUAGGCUAUUUUGCUUUAAACUAAAUCCGCUUUGGGUUGCACUGUGCAUACAAAAAUGUAUGUUGUCUGAAAAUAAAAACAUAAAAGGUAGGCCCGGUUUACCAUAAAAUUGAGCAAGCAUUUGUACUGUUAUACUUUAUAAAUUAGAAAGUCUAUCAAAAUGUUGAUUGCCUGUGCUACUGAUAAAAUACAGAUGGAUCAUUAACUAUAUUUCUAUAUUUG